This is a messenger RNA of Styela clava, 1787 nucleotides long. NCBI's taxonomy places the organism in Eukaryota, Metazoa, Chordata, Ascidiacea, Stolidobranchia, Styelidae. The record is from RefSeq and is a predicted model, not a curated record.
AUAGAUAUAUUCUAAUUAAUAUUUAUGUAUAUAAGAAGCUAAUAUUUAGUUAUUAUGGUGUUUCGAUUAGGAAAGCUUGUUGCUGUUGUAACUGGUGGGAGUACUGGCCUUGGUCUUGCCACUGCUCAACGAAUUGUUAAGCAAGGUGGAAAAGUAACCAUUAUUGACCGCUCGGAAUCUAGAGGUAUUGAAGCUGUGGAAAAAUUGGGAAAAGAUAAUUGUGCAUUCUGCCCUUGUGAUGUCACAAACACAGAAGAUUUAUCAGAAGCAGUUGAUUUAACAUUAGCAAGAUUUGAUGCUGUGCAUGUACUUGUAAAUUGUGUUGGGACGUCAACAUCCCGUGCAGUAUAUAAUAUUGGUCGCGAUUUACCCCAUCCAUUAGAUUUGUUCCAAGAAAUAUUGGAUACUAAUAUUAUGGGCACUUUUAAUGCCAUUCGCUGCUUUGUACCAGAGAUGGCAAAAAAUGAACCUGACGAAGACGGCCAGCGAGGUGUGAUUAUUAAUACCUCUAGUACCUUUGCAUUCUGUGGUCAAAGAAGCCACAUUUCUCAUUCAACUAGUAAAGCAGCUGUUGCUGCUAUGACUUUGCCUCUUGCGAGAGAAUUAGGCAAGCAAGGAAUCAGAACUGUCGCCAUUGCUCCUGGAUAUUUCAGUACUCCAAAUAUUAUGACAAUUCCUGAGAAUAUUCAGAAGUUGAUUUCACAUCAAAAUCUAUACCCAAGUAGAUUAGGUAAUCCUGAUGAAUAUGCUAUGUUAGCACAGUCUAUCAUUGAGAACACAUUUAUCAAUGGCACUAUUAUAAAAUUAGAUGGUGCCUUGAGAUCUCUAUAUUCGUAAUAGCCUAGCUCAGCAGUUCCCAAACUUUUUGUUCGCGCGGCGCCAUUUUUAUCAGAGAAAAAAACUCACGGUGCACUUACACGAAAAAAAAAUGCUGCCUCCAAACAAAACUCAAUUUUGUGAUCGUUAAUGUGUACUUUAUGUCUUUCAAAGUUUGUAAACAUGUGGGUCUAUGCAAUAUCAUUUGAAAUGCUGAAAAAAUCACUCAUGUUCGCUAAACUCGAUUCAGCAGUUAAAAGGAAUGUAGAUCACGAAAUUCCAGCAAAUAGUGGUUACCUAUAUUGUUACGUAACGGCAGACAAUAAGUAACACAAAGUAAACGACAUGGAAAUGUGAAAUGAAUUUAUUGAUUCAUAUGCACAGCAUUUGGAAGAAGAAACAAUUGAACAUUUAAAAUAAAUACAAUAUAAUAUUCAAUCAUAUUUCAGUUAUGUUCAUCACAAUUCUGUUAGUUUUCGCGGCGCACCCAGCAACUCGUCACGGCGCACCUUUUGGGAACCGCUGGCCUAGCUGUUGAAGCGCAGCAGUGUUAGCAUAGAAAAUUUGUGUUCAAAUCCCAAUAUUCCGGUUCUUAAAUAGUAAGUCCUCACAUAUAGUUAGAUAUCAAUGGCUGCUUGUACAAGGCCUUGGUCAAAUCAACAUGCAUGAAUAAAUGUCAUAUAAAAAAAAUUUUACACACUCGAUGCAUCCAUUCAAAGUGAAUAUAUUAUGUGUGGUAAUUGAUAAUUCACAUACUAUAUGAUUUUGAAAUUUAAAAUCCAUGAACGUGUCGUGUCGUCUGUUCAUUCUGCGAUAAAAAUUAAAAAUUAUUUCCAUAUCUUGAACUCAAUCAACCAAAUCUAUUUCACUUUAUACUGUUUGAAUGUGGCUUAAUUUUCAAUUGUGUGUGCUUGAAUUCCUUUGAUACUGCCAAUUAAUCUUUUUUAUUUCCACUGCUAUUUUUCUUUAGA